GCCAAGUAAGUUGUUUCUAGUCUCUCAUAUCAGCAAAAACAGUUUUCACAUUUCAGAAGUUAGUGAACUACCUUGAUCGUCCAUGGCCGAUAAAUCUACCAACAGUAUUGAGUUGAAGGUCUUGGCGGACAAGGGGAGUAACAAAGUUAUAUUCAUAGAGCCUGGCAAUGAUUUUGUUGAUGUUCUCUUCAGUUUCAUGACAAUCCCCAUGGGAACAAUUAUCAGGCUUGCACGUAAACAUUCAGAUCCUGUGGCAAUAGGUUGCAUGAACAACUUAUAUGCAAGUGUUGAGAAUUUUGACGAUCAAGAAUUUUGGAUGCAUACAUGUAAAGACAUGUUGCUGCAUCCCCGCAAUGCAGCCGAUUCUCAGUGCAAUGCCCUCAAAUUGAAACUUGACGAUGCUAAGCCAAGACGCUACUUUAUGUGCUGCAGAUCAUGUAACUUCUUAAGUUAUUACAAGAAUAUCCGCUGUCCUUGCACGAGACAAAAUGUUAUGGAUGAGGAGAGGAGUUUUUCAUUCUGUGCUUCUCAAGAUGGAAGCGUCUUUGUGAAAGGACAAACCAGGUUUACAGUUACUGAUGAUUUACAAGUGAUCCCCCCAAGUUCAUCAGCCAAUUCUGUAUUUACUAAGCUGCAUGUCAUGGAUGUGGAUGCCAUGGAGGAGUUGACUAUCAAUAUUGGAACUGUUGAGAUUUUGAAUUUGCUCAUGUGCUCCUUAGUGUCAAAAACACCUUUGACUGAAACCCUGUUGAAGCCUAAACAAGAUCCUAAAUGGAGCAGUACAAUUUUUGAUCAAGCAAUACAUAUUGAAUCGCACAUGUCCGGAGACUCAAUGAAUGAUGAAGAAGAUAAGAUUUGUUUGAAUCUUGUGGUCAGCAAAUCUAAGAAGAUAGUCUGUUACGCAGAAGCAGGGGAGGAUUUUGUUAAUUUGCUCUUCAGUUUCCUAACUCUACCUCUUGGAUUUAUAGUAAAAAACAUGAAGAAUGGUUCCUUGAAAGGUUGCAUCAGGCACUUGUACCAAACUAUCCAGGAUUUGGAUGGGGAAUACAUGAUUUCAGAUCGCCACAAGGAAAUGCUACUUGAUCCCAAACUUGUUCCUGGUUUUUGCUAUAAGAAUAGUCUUUUAGGAAUUGAGGAGACCUCAUAUUAUAGUUAUUACUCUUUAUUUAGUUAUACCUUCACUACUGAUAGAUCCCUUUUCCCAUCGGAACCAGAUAAACUCAAACUGGUCAGUUCUGAUUCCGUGGAUUUAAGUGCUCAAGGAUUUCUGAAGAGACCCGCGAAGUUUGUAGUAACUGACAAUCUGGUUGUAAGACCAAUAUCUCGGAUCUUGGAGCUGCAAGUUCUUAAAGACUUGAAUGUGCCUGUCACUGACAUUGAGGAUCAAAUUGUGCAUGUGGGCAAGAAGGAGGCUUUGCAUCUUUUGUUGGCUUCCUUUCUUUGCGACUCUGCUCUGACCAAUACCUUCAUUGCGGAUCUUAGGGAGCCAAAGCAAGAACAAUGACAGGAUUUGCAUAUUUUGGUGGGUUCUUUUGUUUGUGCCUCUGCUCUGAUCAAUACCUUCAUCAUUGGGAGCCGAAGCAAGAACGAUCAAGAUGAUGCAUUUGUGUUAGUAAACAAGACCUCAGGCUUACACUUUGCGUAUUGGUUUCAGAGUACUUAACUUUUUAAAUGUAGACUUUGGACUUUAUUUUGUUCCUUUGGUAUUUCUUCUUUAUUUUCAUUUGUUUUAGUUGUUUGGGUUCUUCUCUGGUGUCCUUUAUUAUUUCUGGGCUUUUGGCAUGGUUUGCCAUUUUGGGCUGUAACCUGUACUGUUGUUAGAUCUCUAUGGUUGAGUUGUCAACUAUGAUCGUGAAGGAAAAAAUAUUACAAA
Prunus mume (Japanese apricot) is the source of this 1873-nucleotide messenger RNA. Lineage: Eukaryota; Viridiplantae; Streptophyta; Magnoliopsida; Rosales; Rosaceae. The record is from RefSeq and is a predicted model, not a curated record.